Acanthoscelides obtectus is the source of this 1047-nucleotide messenger RNA. Lineage: Eukaryota; Metazoa; Arthropoda; Insecta; Coleoptera; Chrysomelidae. The record is from the annotation of a GenBank genome assembly.
UCUCUAAUCUAUCGAUUUUGUGUCAGUGGGACAACUAGAAGGAGACAUCAUGAAGGGUCUCGCUAUAGUCGCCGUACUUAUUAUCGCCGCCAAUGGUCUUUCAGAACAGGAAAAAUGGCAACAAUUCAAAAUUCAACAUGGCAGAACCUACAGAACCCUUCUGGAAGAAAAGAGGCGCUUCGAAAUCUUCAAGUUCAAUCUACGCACAAUCGAAGAACACAACGAGCGAUAUCACAAUGGCGAAGAAACGUUUGAAAUGGGGAUCAACCAAUUUGGUGACAUGACCCAGGAAGAGUUUAAACGGAUGUUGGCUUUGCAGAAACCACAAAUGCCCCUGCCUAGCGGGGAUGAGGUGUCAUUUGAUAAUGUCAAGGAUAUACCUAAAACUGUAGAUUGGAGGGAGAAAGGCGCAGUUACCGAAGUGAAAAACCAAGGAAAUUGUGGUUCAUGCUGGGCUUUUAGUGCUGUAGGUUCAAUCGAAGGACAAGUAUUCCUGAAAAAUGGCUCUCUGGAAUCUUUGAGCGCCCAGAACCUCGUAGAUUGUGCUGGUAUAGAAUAUGGCAACUUUGGAUGUAAAGGAGGAUUGAUGGACUAUGCAUUCAACUACACCCACCAGCAUGGAAUACUUUCAGAUGCGGAGUAUCCCUACUGGGGAUUCACUAGAAGGUGUACGAAACAGGGUGGAGUUAAGAUAACAGGAUAUCAAGAUGUGUCUAAAGGAGAUGAAGUAGUCCUAGCUAAGGCUGUCGCUACAAUUGGACCAAUCUCAAUUGCCCUGGACGGAAACCACAUUAUGUUCUACCGGAGAGGGAUUGUGUCAAAAUGGUGCGGUUGUAAAAACUCAGAGAAGGACUUGAACCAUGGUGUCUUAUUGGUAGGAUAUGGUGAUGGUUAUUGGAUCGUGAAGAACAGUUGGGGAAGAAUUUGGGGUGAACAGGGCUACUUUAGGUUGAAGAAAGAUGCUGGAAACACUUGUGGAGUUGCCACCUGGCCGUCAUAUCCUAUUUUGUAGUAUGGUUACUUUGUAAUAAAUCCUUUGAUAUUCAA